Aspergillus puulaauensis is the source of this 741-nucleotide messenger RNA. RefSeq lists its product as uncharacterized. Lineage: Eukaryota; Fungi; Ascomycota; Eurotiomycetes; Eurotiales; Aspergillaceae. The transcript is spliced from 2 exons. The record is from RefSeq and is a predicted model, not a curated record. Gene Ontology annotation, biological process: GPI anchor biosynthetic process. The coding region runs from base 1 to 741 and encodes 246 amino acids. Gene Ontology annotation, molecular function: mannosyltransferase activity. Gene Ontology annotation, cellular component: endoplasmic reticulum membrane; mannosyltransferase complex.
AUGAUGCUCCUUCUAUUCAUUUACAUCGUAUCCCUCCUCUCCGUUGCCAGCGCCAACGUGGAGAAAACCAUCUUCAUCGCUCCCUCCGCAGUCACCCUCCCCGCCAAGGACUCAACCUUCGACGACCUAGGCCUCGAGCGCCUCUCUCCGUCAAAUGGCAUGCUGCGAACACAACUCAAUGCCUCAUUCCCAAUAGAUUCUAAGAGCCAGGGCACGGACUCAUGGUAUUUCCUCGAAAACCUCAACCCAGGACAGCGGUAUGAGGUGCGCAUUUGCUGGCUGGCUACUCAACCAACAGAAUUCACAUUAUCCGCGUACACCCUCCCCGAGAUUAUAGAAGAUCGUGCUCUCCUUUCCGCUAUAAGUCUCUACUCGUCCUCGCAACUUGCAACAUCCCCACCGCAAGCGGCAACAACGCCUAUACGCCGGGGAAGACGUUCGGCUGUUGCGGAUUCGGAACCAAGUGCGGACUCGGUGCUGUUUCUCCGGAUUUCCGCUGCGGCGGAUUAUUUCUCACUUGACCAGACACUAAUGGAGAAUGUGCCGCCAGUGCUGGCGGAUGUUAUACUCGAUCCAUUCUUAGGAAAUGUGUUCCCCAAAAGUCUCGCGCCGACAGCGUGCUGGAUAAGCGUAGUUGCAUGUCUGGGUAUUGUUGUAGCGAGAUGGAUUUCUAGGGAGUUUACGAGAGUGGUAAAUUCGGCAGACAUCCGUGACCCUCAGGAUGUUAAGAAAGAUCAAUAG